AUGUGUGGGCUCCAUCAUCCUCCAACAGGAGGGCCAGCUGCAGGGCCACACCAUCAAAUGUACAUGGGUCAGAAAGGUCAAGGUAUGGUGCCGUCACAGCCUAUGGAGUAUGGCUACCAACUUCAGUUCAUGCCUGGUGUGCGUUCGGGGGCUUGGCCCGGCCAACUUUAUGAUGCCUUAUAUUCAGAGUCAAACUCAACCUGGUUCUCGUGUUGGAUUCAGGCGUGGUGCUCCUUACAUGAAGCAGCACUUCCAGCAUCAACAACUGAUAAUGCAGCACAAUGGAAGAUACAUGGGAGGUGUGGGUAA
Eruca vesicaria subsp. sativa (arugula) is the source of this 309-nucleotide messenger RNA. The record is from the annotation of a GenBank genome assembly. Lineage: Eukaryota; Viridiplantae; Streptophyta; Magnoliopsida; Brassicales; Brassicaceae.